AUGGGUGUGGGAGGGAAGUUCUGGGAUUUGCUGAGGCCUUAUGCUCGACAUGAAGGGUUUCACUAUCUCAGAGAUAAACGGGUUGCUGUUGAUCUUUCCUUCUGGAUCAUUCAGCACGAGACUGCCGUUAAGGGCUUCGUCCUUAAACCUCACCUCAGGCUCACUUUCUUCCGAACAAUCAACCUCUUCUCCAAGUUUGGAGCGUACCCAGUUUUCGUGGUCGAUGGAACACCUUCACCAUUAAAAUCUCAGGCGAGAAUCUCCCGGUUUUUCCGAUCUUCGGGAAUUGAUACUUCGAGUCUACCUGCGGUCAAAGACGGCGUCCCGGUUGAGAGAAAUAAGCUGUUUUGUGAAUGGGUUCGGGAAUGUGUGGAGCUACUUAAGUUGCUGGGGAUCCCGGUUCUGCAAGCAGAAGGCGAGGCUGAAGCUCUCUGUGCACAACUGAAUAGUGAAGGUUAUGUGGAUGCUUGCAUUACUCCUGAUAGCGAUGCUUUCCUCUUUGGUGCUAAGUGCGUUAUCAAGGCCAUCAAGCCUAAUUCUAGAGAGCCAUUUGAGUGCUACCAUAUGUCAGAUAUUGAAGCUGGCCUCGGUCUACAGCGGAAACACUUGAUAGCCAUGUCUCUAUUGGUUGGAAACGACUAUGAUUCAGGUGGUGUUCUUGGUAUUGGCGUGGAUAAAGCCCUUCGCGUUGUCCGUGUGUUCUCUGAAGACGAGAUACUCGAAAGACUACAGGACAUUGGAAAAGGGUUGAAACCUGCAGUUGAUGGUGGAAUCAAAUCUGUGUAUAGUGGGGACGAAUCCCGCUCCGAGAUGAAGAGAAGGCAUCCUCACUGUUCUCGAUGUGGACACCCGGGCAGCAAGAGAACUCAUUUUAAGUCCUCUUGUGAGCAUUGCAGUUGUGAUAGUGGUUGCAUUGAAAAACCAUUGGAGUUUAGAUGUGAGUGCUCCUUUUGUUCCAAGGAUCGAGAUUUGAAGGAACGGAAGAAAACCGAGAAUUGGUGGAUCAAAGUCUGUGAUAAGAUUGCUCUAGUGCCAGGAUUUCCCAACAGAGAGGUUAUUGAGCUCUAUCUAUCUGAUGGUUUCACAGAAGAUGGCUCUUCAAUGUCUUGGGGAACUCCUGAUUCUGAAAUGCUAGUGGAUUUCAUGGUUUUCAAACUGCAUUGGGACCCGGCUUAUGUUAGAAAAAUGUUGCUUCCGAUGUUGUCGACCAUUUAUCUAAGAGAAAGGGCAGGAAACAACACGGGAAAUCCAUUGUUAAAUGACCAAUACGAAUUUCAUUCAAUCAAGUGCAUUAAAACUAGAUAUGGGCAUCAGUCCUUUGUGGUAAGGUGGAGAAAACCCAUAUCUACAAGUGGUGUUACUCCGGGUGAGGCAGAAGGAUCGAUUGAUGUAUGGGAGGAAGAAGUGGUUGAAGACGAGGAGUGUGUUGAUCCGUUAGAUGGGUUAAAUGAGCCACAAGUGCUGCACGAUAACAGUGAAAGCUUCUUGCUAACUGAUGAAUGCAUAGGGCUUGUUCAGUCUGCUUUCCCUGUUGAGACAGAGCCUUUCCUGCGUGAGAAGAAACUGCGAGAGACGAAAAAGAAGAAUGUUUCUGAAGAGGCAGCAUCAUCAUCAUCAUCACCAAGAUCAACAACAAUGGGUGUACAAAGAAGUAUUACCGAUUUCUACCGUUCAACGAAAGCAGCACCAGCUGAGAGUAUUGACACAGGAGGGAGCUCGAGAGCUUCUUCUACUGAAAAGAAGAGACAAGCAACUUCUACUAGUAGCCUUCCAAAGUCUGUAAGGCGUCGUCUUUUGUUUGAUUAG
Thlaspi arvense is the source of this 1806-nucleotide messenger RNA. Lineage: Eukaryota; Viridiplantae; Streptophyta; Magnoliopsida; Brassicales; Brassicaceae. The record is from the annotation of a GenBank genome assembly.